UUUUAAUUUAAAUCAGGCAUGUGCCGAUUAUAAGUCUGACGUGGCAUACCUCUGACAAUGCAUAUUUUGAAUAUCGGGUUGUAGAGAGAAACUUCAUUUUACCGAUUUGAUGGCGACGACUAGCGUGGACCUCCUCGCCGAGCUGCAAGGCCACUUGGAGCGCGAUGCGUACCAGAAGGCCAUUGACGUCUGCAACAAGAUCGUGGCGGCAACGCCCAAUGAGGCGGCGGCGUACAAGGCCAAAACGAUUGCGCUCAUCCGCUUGAACAAGCUGGACAAGGCGCUGGAGGUGGCACAGCGCUUCGACUACCUCAAGAUGGAAGCGGCCUACUGCCACUACAAGCUCAAGCGCGAGACCAAGACGCUGGAGAUCCUUGCGACGGUGCCCGAGAAGACGCCGGCGGUCUUGCACUUGCAAGCGCAGGCGCACUACCGCCUCAACCAGUUUGACGCCGUCAUCUCGAUCUACGAGGCGCUUCUUGCGCAAGCGGCGCCGUCGGACGAUACGGUCGAGCUCAAAACCAACUUGAUCGCGGCCUACACGGCUGCCGGUCGCGGCGCCGAGCUCGCGGGCCGCCACAGCUUGACGACCGACGACAGCUACGAGAUUGCGUUCAACAAGUCGUUCGUGGCGCUGCAGAGCGGCGACGUAUCGACGGCGGCCGCCCACGUUGCCGACGCCGACCGUCUGUGCCGGUUGACGCUCGCCAACGACGGGUGCUCGCCGGCCGAGAUUGAGCAGGAGGCGCUCGUCGUCGCCGUUCAGCGUGCCUACGUGCUCCAGCUCCAGGGACGCGACGACGACGCGCUCGCCGGCUACACCCACGUCAUCCAGGCCAAGCCGUCGGACGCGACUCUCGUGGCCGUCGCCAGCAACAACCUUGCGACGCUGCAAAAGCACCACGACCUCUUCGACUCGAUCAAGCGGCUCAAGGCCAUUUCGAGCGAGACGCUGACGACCAAGUGCUCGCCCGCGCAGCACGAAGCGGUCCUCGCCAACCUCGCGCUGCUCUGGUCUUGGAUGAAAAAGCCGGACGAGACGCGCGAGGUGCUUGCCGCGCUCAAGACGGCGUUCCCGGCCACGGCGCUCGCCGCGCCCAUCCAGCUCCACGCAGUGCUGGGCUCAAGCGAGUCUGCGCCGUCGUCGGAGGCGCUCGCCCGCGCCCGCGCGACGUUCGAGGCGGAUGCGAGUAUCAACGGCCGGCUCUGCCUCGCCCAUGUCCUCGUCCUCUUGAAGGAGUUUGGGGUCGCGGCCGACACGCUGCGCUCGAUCGCCGAGAUCGCCCACAGCGCCGGCACGGUGGCCACGCUCGUUGCGCUCUACGACCGCGCGGGCAACGCGGGCGCCAGCCAAAGCGUGCUCCACGAUGCGCUUGCGUUCCAUGCAGCCCGCGAUGCCACGUCAUUGGAAGCGCGUGCGAUCGAGGAAGGCGAUGGCGCGUAUCAGCUGGCGCAGGGCAACUACGCGGCAGCGGCCACGCGCUUCGAGAGCCUCCUCUCGACGGGCGCGCUCACGCCUGAGAUGCGCCUCCGCUGCCUCGCCAAGCUCGUCGUCGCCUUGUCGUUUGUGGACGCGUCGGCGGCCGAGGCCCGCAGCAGCCUCCUCCCGACCAUCGCGGCCGCGUCGACGGACCCCGAGGCGCUCAUCAAGGCGCGGUCGCACAAGCGGGCGACGGCGAUCCCGGCGGCGCCGACGAGCAAGAAGCGCGCGGCCGACAACCCGGAGCGCAUCGCGCGCAAGCGGGCGGCGCGCCGCGCCAAGCACAUUGAGGCGCUCAAGGCCAAGCCCGACUACAACCCGCUCAUCCCGCUCCUCAAGCCCGACCCCGAGCGCUGGAUCCCGCGCAAGCAGCGGUCGCGCGGCAACCGGCGCAACCGCAACAAGUUUGUCGGCGCGCAGGGCUCGGGCAUGGGCUCGCAGAAGGACGCGGCCAAGCUCGACGCCGCAGCGCGCGCGGCCGCCAAGAAGGUGGCGCCCGUCGAGGCCAAGGGCCGCGUUGUCACGGGCCCGUCAGCCAUGGAGCGCAAGGCCGCCGCCCGCAAGCGCCGCUAGAUACUCGCACGCUUCGAUUACCUUGCCUCCUGCACUAAAGAACCACGUCUGUGUCCAGUUUGUGCCCUGUC
Saprolegnia diclina VS20 is the source of this 2124-nucleotide messenger RNA. RefSeq lists its product as hypothetical. NCBI's taxonomy places the organism in Eukaryota, Oomycota, Saprolegniomycetes, Saprolegniales, Saprolegniaceae. Gene Ontology annotation, cellular component: signal recognition particle, endoplasmic reticulum targeting. The record is from RefSeq and is a predicted model, not a curated record. Gene Ontology annotation, molecular function: 7S RNA binding; protein binding; ribosome binding. The transcript has 12 exons. Gene Ontology annotation, biological process: SRP-dependent cotranslational protein targeting to membrane. Bases 110 to 2053 code for a protein of 647 amino acids.